UUGCAAGAGGCAAAAACAUGCGUCGCAACUACACCUAUCAAUGCACCUUCGACUCUACCCGAAUCGAGAGUUCUGUGCCUCUACACGGGCGGUACGAUCGGCAUGAAAAGUGAGGAUGGAGUUUAUUCACCGAAGGCUGGCUACUUACCACAAGUGCUUCGUACGAUUCCACCUCUCAACGACAAGAAGUUCAUCGAUCAAAACUUUGCCAACUGCCUCGUUAAACCGUAUGCGUUGCCACCAGUGAGGUUCACUGAAAAACGAGUUGUUUACUGGAUAGUUGAAUAUGAACCGCUUUUGGACUCCUGUGAUAUGACGUUUGACGAUUGGAUUCGUAUCGCGUCCGAUAUAAAAAAGGCUUACCAUAAUUACGACGGGUUUGUAGUGCUGCAUGGCACAGACACAUUAGCAUAUACGGCUAGCGCCUUAUCGUUUAUGAUGGAGAAUCUCGGUAAACCGGUGAUAAUUACUGGUAGUCAGAUACCGGUCGCUGAAGUCCGCUCAGAUGGUAUGGAAAAUCUUAUAGGAGCAUUAGUGGUCGCUGCGAACUUUGACAUUCCUGAGGUGUGCGUUUAUUUCAACAAUAAGCUGAUGAGAGGGAAUCGUACCAUCAAGCUUGACAAUGCUGCUCUUGAAGCUUUUGACAGUCCAAAUAUGCACCCCUUGGCCAAAAUGGAUAUCAAAAUCAAAGUUUAUUACGAUUCAAUCUUCCGCAAUCCCAAUGUGAAUCCUUUCACCGUGCACGAUAAUCUUUGUCGAGACGUGGGACUGCUGCGAAUUUUCCCUUCCAUGAGCAUUGAAUCGGUACGCGCAUUCUUGAAACCACCAACGAAGGGUGUCAUACUGCAAACAUUCGGUGCUGGUAACAUGCCGACAAGGCGAAAGGAUAUUAUUGAAGCUCUAACCGAAGCAAUCAGUAGAGGAUGUCUUAUUGUCAACUGUUCACAGUGUGUCAAGGGACAAGUGGAUGUGAACUACGCUACGGGAAAGGUGCUCUAUGAUAUUGGUGUAAUACCGGGAUCGGAUAUGACAUCAGAAGCAGCAAUGGCUAAAAUGUGCUACGUGCUGGGUAAAGACGAGUGGGAUCACGAGACUAAGCGAAUGAUGCUUCAAGCAAAUCUUCGCGGCGAGAUGACCGUGACUAAUCAGGCGGUUGCGAUGCGCGAACUUGAUAUCAUCCCUCAUAUCGCUAGAUGCUUGCGAUUGUCGUCGGGUACUGAGGUACAACUGAUUCGAGACACUAUUCUUCCACCAUUGGUGUGCAGCGCUGCGAAGACAAACAAAGUGGAAAUUCUCAAAAGUAUCAAGGAGUCUGGUGUAAACUUCUCCGUAUGUGACUAUAAUCUCCGUACAGCCUUGCAUGUAGCAGCGACUAGCGGAAAUUUGGAGGCCGUGAGAUAUUUGCUCAGCAUCGGCGCAAAUGUUCACGUCAAGGAUCUGUUCGGAUACAAUCCUCUUCUAUGUGCGGUGAAGGCAAAAGCGCUUCCUUGUGUUGUAGCGCUUCGUGAUGCUGGUGGACUGCUUCGGUUAUCUGCCCAUGGCGAUGUUGAACAACUGAAAUGUUGGGAAGCAGCGGGCAGUGAUCUGUCUGCAACGGAUUAUGAUAAGAGAACUGCACUGCAUGUGGCGGUCACACACAAUCAGCCGGAAGCAGUGCGAUACUUGUUGGAGAAGGGUGUUGAUCCCUAUGCUGUUGACGAAUUCGGUACAACUCCAUUUAGUGAAGCCAAGAGAAAAAAUUAUGAACCGGCCUUGCACUUCUGUAGAGAUCUAUCAUGA
Molecule: messenger RNA, 1779 nt
Organism: Haemonchus placei
Lineage: Eukaryota; Metazoa; Nematoda; Chromadorea; Rhabditida; Trichostrongylidae
Source: the annotation of a GenBank genome assembly